CGCGGUUAACUAACUCCUGCUCUCCCUCUUUUCUUCUCCCCCCUCGUUCCUCCCCUCCCCAAUUUUAACAACUCCCAAAUCUGAAAACAAAAACCCUAACCCUAAUUCUCACCCCGAAAAACCCCCAAAUCCCAAACCCUAACCCUAGCAAUGGACUCCCAAUCAAACCUCUACGAGACCGCGUCUCAGCCCGACACCACCGCCGGCGAUGCCUACACCUUCAUCGAGUUCAACACCCAAGGCGACGGCGAAGACGACGAAUUUGGCGGGUACCCCGAGUUCCGCGAGCUCUCCCAGGCUCCCCGCUCGUCCGCCUGGCCUCCGCCCGGCAGUCGCCCUCCGCACUCCGACCGACCGCCGUCCGACGUGAGCCCUGCCCCUUCGUCCUCGGGAAAAGCGAGAUCGGCGCCGGACGUCGAUCCGCUGAUGGCGGGCAUUGGGAACUUGAGUUUCGAGGAGACGGGCGAUGAUGAGGGUUUUGAGUACGGGAAAGGGAGCUUUGUUGAGCACGCGUGUAGGUAUUGUGGGAUUCAUAACCCGGCUUGUGUUGCUCGGUGCAACAUUCCUUCGUGCCGAAAGUGGUUCUGUAAUUCGAGGGGGCAUACUUCGGGCUCGCACAUUGUGAAUCAUUUGGUUCGAGCAAAACAUAAGGAAGUAUGCCUUCAUAAAGAUAGCCCACUGGGGGAGACUAUACUUGAGUGCUAUAAUUGCGGUUGCAGGAAUGUCUUUCUUCUCGGAUUUAUCUCCGCGAAAACAGAUAGUGUUGUUGUUCUCUUGUGUAGAGAACCUUGCUUGAAUGUCAAUGCACUGAAAGACAUGAACUGGGAUCUCAGCCAAUGGUGUCCCCUUAUUGAUGAUAGGUGUUUUCUCCCUUGGUUGGUCAAGGUCCCUUCUGAACAGGAGCAGCUUAGAGCAUGCCACAUUAGCGCUCAGCAGAUCAACAAGGUUGAAGAGCUGUGGAAAACAAAUCCGGAUGCAUCUUUGGAGGAUCUUGAGAAGCCAGGAGUGGAUGAUGAACCCCAGCCUGUAUCCUUGAAGUAUGAAGAUGCUUAUCAGUAUCAAAAUGUGUUUGCACCCCUCAUUAAACUUGAAGCUGAUUAUGAUAAGGCGAUGAAGGAGUCACAGACCAAGGAAAAUGUGACGAUACGAUGGGAUAUAGGGCUUAACAAGAAACGAGUAGCCUAUUUUGUGUUUCCCAAGGAGGAUAAUGAACUAAGGCUUGUUCCAGGAGAUGAGUUGCGUCUGAGAUAUUCAGGGGAUGCAUCUCAUCCCGCAUGGCAGUCUGUGGGGCAUGUGAUCAAGCUAACUGCUCAGGAGGAAGUAGCACUGGAACUCCGUGCAAGUCAGGGAGUCCCUGUAGAUUUGACCCAUGGUUUCCAGGUGGACUUUGUUUGGAAGAGUACUAGCUUUGAUCGAAUGCAAGGUGCAAUGAAAACUUUUGCUGUGGAUGAAACAAGUGUCAGCGGAUACAUAUACCAUCACCUCUUGGGACAUGAAGUGGAACUUCAAGUUGUACGCAAUACACUACCUCGUCGUUUCGGUGCUCCAGGUCUUCCUGAACUAAAUGUAUCUCAGGUUUUUGCUGUUAAGACUGUCCUUCAGAAACCAAUUAGUUUGAUACAAGGGCCUCCUGGCACUGGGAAAACAGUUACAUCUGCAGCAAUCGUAUACCACAUGGCUAAACAAGGACAAGGACAGGUCUUGGUAUGUGCUCCGAGCAAUGUGGCUGUGGACCAACUGGCUGAAAAGAUAAGCUCAACUGGGUUAAAGGUUGUUAGGCUUUGUGCCAAAUCAAGAGAGGCUGUCAGUUCUCCUGUGGAGCAUUUAACACUUCACUAUCAGGUUCGACAUCUAGAUACAUCUGAGAAAAGUGAACUUCACAAACUCCAGCAAUUAAAAGAUGAACAGGGUGAAUUGUCAAGCAAUGAUGAAAAGAAGUUUAAGGCAUUGAAAAGGGCCACUGAAAGAGAGAUAUUACAGAAUGCUGAUGUCAUUUGUUGCACCUGUGUUGGUGCGGGCGAUCCUCGACUAUCAAAUUUCCGAUUCCGCCAGGUUCUUAUUGAUGAGUCUACUCAGGCAACAGAACCUGAAUGUCUUAUUCCAUUAGUUCUUGGUGCGAAACAGGUUGUCCUUGUUGGAGACCAUUGCCAGCUUGGCCCAGUCAUUAUGUGUAAGAAAGCAGCUCGUGCUGGAUUAGCUCAAUCUCUUUUUGAGCGCCUUGUUCUUCUUGGACUGAAACCCAUAAGACUUCAGGUCCAGUAUCGCAUGCAUCCUUCCCUAUCUGAAUUUCCUUCAAAUAACUUCUAUGAAGGUACCCUUCAGAAUGGGGUGACCGUAAAUGAAAGACAAACAUCUGGCAUUGAUUUUCCUUGGCCAGUUCCUACACGUCCUAUGUUCUUCUAUGUCCAGAUGGGGCAAGAGGAGAUUAGUGCAAGUGGAACAUCAUAUUUGAAUAGAACUGAGGCUUCAAACGUUGAAAAGAUUGUAACGACAUUUUUGAGGAGUGGUGUCAUACCUAGUCAGAUAGGAGUCAUAACACCAUAUGAAGGACAGAGAGCAUAUAUUGUAAAUUAUAUGUCGAGGAAUGGCUCUCUGAGACAACAGCUGUAUAAGGAAAUUGAGGUUGCCAGUGUUGACUCUUUCCAAGGAAGAGAGAAAGAUUACAUCAUCUUGUCUUGUGUGCGGAGCAAUGAGCAUCAGGGUAUUGGAUUUCUUAAUGAUCCACGUAGGUUAAACGUGGCCUUGACUAGAGCUCGUUACGGCAUUGUUAUCUUGGGGAAUCCUAAAGUCUUAAGCAAGCAGCCACUAUGGAAUGGCUUACUAACACAUUAUAAGGAACAUGAAUGCCUCGUUGAAGGGCCUUUGAACAAUUUGAAGCAAAGUAUGGUACAGUUUCAAAAGCCAAAAAAGGUUUACAAUGAUCGUAGGUUUCUAUAUGGAGCAGCUCCUGGUGACAACUUUGGGCCUGUCAACUCAUCAAGUUCGAAUCCCGAUAAGGGAGGAAGCCGCAAUAGAGGUCAUGCAUAUAUGUCAUUUGCUCCCCCAAAUGGCACCCAUAAGCCUGGAGUGCACCCAUCAGGAUAUCCUCUAUCAAGAAUCCCUCUCCCUCCUUUCCCUGGAGGCCCUCAUUCUCAGCCGUAUGCAAUUCCGACUCGUGGAGCUCUUCAUGGACCUAUUGGAGCCAUUCCGCAGGCCCCUCAUCCAGGAAAUAGAGGUUUUGGGGCUGGGAGUGGUAAUGCUGGUGGCCCUAUUGGUGGUCACCUUACUCAUCAGCAAAGUUCUCAACAAGCUGCGGGUAACCAUGGCUCUGCAUUUAAUUUCCCUGCUUUGGACAACGCUAAUAGUCAGCCUUCUGUUGGAGGUCCCCUAUCCCAAACUGGAUUUAUGACACAGAUGCCAAUUCAUGGGCUUAGCCAAACAUUUCCAGAAGGAUUUCCUAUUGAUAGUAUGUCUCAGGAAUUCCUUGGCGAUGACUUCAAAAGCCAGGGAUCACAUGUUGCAUAUAAUGUUGCUGAUUUUUCUACUCAGGCGUCACAAAGUGGAUAUGGUGUUGAUUACCCGGGACCUCAUACAGGGUUUACCGGAAGCUUCCUAAACCAGAAUUCACAACCAGGAUAUUCCCAUUUAGGCAGUGGAAAUGAUUUCAUGUCACAGGAUUACAUGUCUCAUGGAUCGCAAGGUUUAUUUACACAAGCAGGGUUUAAUGGUCCAUCACAAGAUGAAUCUUCACAGAGCCAUUUUGGUGUGUCGGGACCUCCUCUUCAGUCGCAGGGCCACAUGAACCCUCUUUACUCUCAGCCCUUCCCUCAAUACAACUCUCAACCUAUCAAUAUUCAGCCUCCACAGCAGCAGAACCAGAGCUCUUCAAAGCAGAAAGUUCGCUAUAAUGGAUGAAAUAUACUAAGUAAGUUAUUUCGAUUGCAUUGGGCCAUAUUUUUGCAACGCUCGGUAUGGUUCUGGAAAUGUCCAGAGGAGGAGGAGGAUUUCGGUGUUGGCCUCCCCCAUGAUCCUAUGGUAUCAUAUUCAAGGAAUUGAAUGGGGACAGGCUUGUAAAGCUAAAGCUGAGGAAAGGAUUAUACUAUACCAGUCUCAAAACAGAUAUCACCAUUGUCAUCGAAAGGUUUCAGGUAUUUGAGGAUCGCUGCAAGAACUGUAAGGGCUCUGAAUUCUUUCUGAUCCUGUAUAGAGAAACGUUAUAGGCUGAGCAGGAGAUGGUCAGUCAUUUUGUGCACAUAUAGGAGUAGUUUGUGUGGUAUACAGUCAAGAGGAGCUGCCAUAUACUUACAUAAUCUAAUAUCAUUAUUCAGCACAUAGCAAAGGUUGGUUGAUCGGUCGAGAUAGAUUUUUUGGGGGGUGUGUUUCAUAGCAAGCGGAAUUCGUUAUAUGUGGUGUUAUCCUCUUUCUACUUUUGAAUUCUAAAAAGAGUAACGGCAGUUUGUCUA
Asparagus officinalis (garden asparagus) is the source of this 4442-nucleotide messenger RNA. Its product is annotated as regulator of nonsense transcripts 1 homolog. Gene Ontology annotation, biological process: nuclear-transcribed mRNA catabolic process, nonsense-mediated decay. Gene Ontology annotation, cellular component: cytoplasm. NCBI's taxonomy places the organism in Eukaryota, Viridiplantae, Streptophyta, Magnoliopsida, Asparagales, Asparagaceae. The record is from RefSeq and is a predicted model, not a curated record. Gene Ontology annotation, molecular function: RNA helicase activity; hydrolase activity; DNA binding.